UAAUCGCGUGACCAACGGUUGAGUGGAUCUAUGUUCUGCAACCUUUGAACACAGAAGUUGUAAAGAUAAAUUAAUCAGUGAUGUGAAAAACUGGGUCACGCUGGAGUAGUCUUGUAAAGUCCUCAUUGCUGACUGACGACGCACUCAGACAUCAGAAAUCAUCAGAAGUCAAAGUAACUGACAGUCUGAACCGUCAACAUGGCCUCCAGGUCGGAGGAAGACCUCUCGUUUCCCGAGUACGAGCACAUGUGCAGCCUGCACGGCGAGAAGCUCACGAUCUUCUGCGUGGACCACCAGGAGCCGAUCUGCUUGGUCUGCAGGGACUCCAGGGCUCACAGCAACCACCAGUUUAGCCCCAUCGUCGAGGCGGCCCAGGACCUUGGCCAUAAGCUGCAGAGAGGCCUGACACCCCUCCGGGAGAAGCUGAGGCUCUUCCAGCAGGUGAGGGGGGGCUGCCUCCACACGGCAGACUACCUCCGGGUCCAGGCCCGGGACACCGAGAAGCAGAUCCGGCAGCAGUUUCAGAAGCUUCACCAGUUCCUGGAACGGGAAGAGAAGGCGAGGAUGGAGGCGCUGAGGGAGGAGGAGGAGCAGAAGAGUUGGGCGAUGAAGGAGAAGGUGGAGGCUCUCACCCGGGACGUGGACGCUCUUUCAGACGCGAUCAGAGCGGCGGAGACGGAGCUGAGAGGCGAAGACGUCUCGCUGCUGCUCAACCAAAGGACCUUGACCCGGAGGGUCAAGCAGGCCCUGGUUCUUCAGGACCCGGAGCCGGUUUCAGGGGCUUUGAUUGAUGUGGCCAAACAUCUGGGCAACCUGACCUUCAACAUCUGGAAUAAGAUGAAUGACAUGGUGCGCUACAGUCCCAUGAUCCUGGAUCCAAACACCGCCGACCGAGAGCUUGUCGUGUCUGACGAGCUGCUGAGCGUCACAUCCGGGGGGUCGCGAGAGCUGCCGAGCAACCCGGAGAGGACCCGGUUCUCCCGCAGCAUCCUGGGCUCCGAGGGGGUGAAGUCAGGGACCUACAGGUGGGCCGUGGAAGUUGGAGACAACACUGACUGGGAGCUGGGAAUGCUGGGAGCCGAUGCUGGCGACCCAGCGAAGCAGCAGUGGUGGAGGAUUACACUUAAGGACGGUAGAUACACAGCGUUGGCUGGAUCGAAGAAGCAAGACCUGCAGGGCAAGGUGCCCCGGGGGAUCAUGCUUAAUCUAGAUUUUGACAAGGGGAAGCUGUCGUUCCUGGAUAUUGAAACAAAGAUAGCCUUCCACACCUUCAAGCACAGGUUCAAGGGCACGCUGUUUCCUUACAUGUACACCCGGAGCUCAGACCCACUGAGGAUCCUGCCAUUCAAGGUUUCAUUGACGACACCAAGUUAGGCAGGUCGAGACAUCGUGUCGGGACCAGACUCUGAACCCAGAGACGAGUCAACAUCCCUGGAAGCUCACCGGUGCACUCACUGACGCCGCCUUGUGGACUGGAUGACAGACAA
Molecule: messenger RNA, 1487 nt
Organism: Cololabis saira (Pacific saury)
Lineage: Eukaryota; Metazoa; Chordata; Actinopteri; Beloniformes; Belonidae
Product: E3 ubiquitin-protein ligase TRIM35-like
Exons: 2
Coding region: 199-1374 (391 amino acids)
Molecular function (GO): zinc ion binding
Source: RefSeq, a predicted model, not a curated record